This is a messenger RNA of Amoebophrya sp. A120, 1931 nucleotides long. NCBI's taxonomy places the organism in Eukaryota, Dinophyceae, Syndiniales, Amoebophryaceae. The record is from the annotation of a GenBank genome assembly.
GUGAAAUACCAUAUGCCUACCAGCAACUACAUGCCCAGGAACUACUGCGGUAGUUGUGUGCUAAGGCUGGUCCAGUUUUCUCGUAGAAAGGCUGUUCCUGUUGAGCUUUAGCUGCUUCCACAUAAGGAUUAUUCGGUCGACGUCGAUCUCCAGCUCUAGAUGAAGUGUCGGUCGUGCAAAAAAUGGUUUCGUACUCGGUCCUGCGGACAACAAGAAGUCAGUCGGUCGUCGUGCUCCGAUUACUCUGAAACGCCUCACUCUCGGUCUUCGUACACAAAAAGCACAGAUGCGUUGCUCGUUCGGUUUUGUCGUGCAAAAGGUUCGGUUUUCCAGCGUGCGUAAGUUCUACUUGCUCCUCCGCCUUUCGUUACGUUCGUACAAAUUUUCGUUCUUUCUGCACUGAUUACAAUUCCGUAAAUUGCAACAACACCGAUUAAUACCAAUUUCGCACCUUGCAGGACCUCAUUGAUUAUUCCGACAUUUGAACUACUUUUUUGAUCGUCUUUAUCCAUUCCCCAGUUACGUAUGAUGUACAUAAGAGCUGCUACCUGAGCCAAACAAGACAGCGCGAUGUCGGGUAGGAACGAGAGUCGGGAGCGGCGGCGGAUCCCGGACAACCACAAAGAGCCAUGUGCUGUUUGCGGCGAGCCGAUGAAGGCCGUCAACGCGGAGGAAGCAGGGCUUAUGACGAGGGCAAACCAGAUUCUGAUCGGGGUGCUGCGACACUACUCCAUGCUCUACUACGGGACAAAAGAUGUCACGGACUUGAGCGCAGGUAUGUUGAGCUGCAUUAAGCUACGUUUAUUUCUCCUCUCUACUUAGGCGGAUAAGCAGCACUAAAACAGCAUUAAUUGUUUCGAAUACAAUUUUUCAUUCGACUUGCCCUCUCCCAAAAAAACACACAGUUGCCGUCGAGAUGCGAUCGAAUACCUCAUCCCUUGACGACGCCGAGAGACAAGAGUUUAUGGAUUACGUAGAUUCCGACGACGGCAAGGAGGGUUGGAAGGCCCCGCUGGCGCAGGAGGGUUACCGAUUCCGUAACGUAGCCGUAAUCUUCGUAAUUUCCGUCCUGUUCGUCGGUGGCUUGUGGGCCAUCUUAGAUUUUUCAGGCGUCAUUCCGGACAGGUCCACGCAGGCUGCCAGAUAACCACGUGCAGGAUGUAAACGAAUUGGUGAGAAGUUCCGUAUUCUGCAGCGGAGCAGCAGUAACUUCGUGUCUACUUCACGGCUCCUGCACUAAUCACCUGCGAAGAAGGGUACUUGUGUUUUUUGUUUUGUGAUUGCACUGCGGCCAGCGCCAGGGCCAGGGUUUCUUGUUUUCAUCUCUUGUGUCAAGAAGUAGUGCUGAUCGAGGCUUAAAUGGGAAAACAUAUCUUUGGCCCACCGCAUUCAUUGAUGACCACGCUUCCACGAUGAAUCCUUGCGCAAACAUAAUCUACCAAUACCAAACAGGUGUUCUUUCACAAUCCGGAGGGGAGGGCGAACCGCUGAAGACCAUGAUUUUGUUACUCCAAGAGUACGUAUUCACUUCACUAAUUUGCAAUUAUAGCCUGUUACUGGGACAUCACUCACUGCGGCUCAAGGCGCACCGAAAUAAUGCAUACAAUUCUCGAUCUUUAUUUCCCCACUCUUUGCUUUCUUUUUUCUAUUGAAUACUGGGAUCACAGUAGUAGUAGACCUUUACCGCUGCUUCGUGAGAAGUGAUCUUUUCGUUCAGUACCCCUAGACGUUUAGUUCGACUUAUUUUGCAAAAUUAGUAUACUUUUCUUCUCAAUAGCAGCCCUUUUUUCUGCUACGGUGCUAUGAAAUUAAACGUCCACUGCAUACAUACACAUAGCGGAAGCAUAAGUAACAAACCAACAUGUUUUGGAUUGCAACUCUGAGCAGCGGCGGGUUUUGCGAACACGUCAUGCAAAAGAUGUUGUCCACAC